This is a messenger RNA of Rhipicephalus sanguineus (brown dog tick), 2400 nucleotides long. RefSeq names its product alanine aminotransferase 1. The transcript is spliced from 13 exons. Lineage: Eukaryota; Metazoa; Arthropoda; Arachnida; Ixodida; Ixodidae. Gene Ontology annotation, molecular function: pyridoxal phosphate binding; L-alanine:2-oxoglutarate transaminase activity. Gene Ontology annotation, biological process: biosynthetic process. The record is from RefSeq and is a predicted model, not a curated record. The coding region runs from base 193 to 1770 and encodes 525 amino acids.
UGCUUUGACCUGCGAGUGUUUAUUUGCGUGAGGACGCGUAUACGAAAUGGAAUAUCGUGAACUUGCGCCUUAAACUCUUUGUCACCCUGAUUCUGCGAAUGCAUUGAGAGGAAGCGGUUCGUAGUACUUUGCAAACUGCAAAACCUGUCAGAAAGAGUGCGUUUUUUUUUUCUGGAGAGCCCUGCGAUAGGCAUGCACAAGCACGCAGUUCUCCGGCAAGUUCGCCUCCUAUCGGAGGCUCGGCUAUCACGUGACUCUCGGCUGCAGGCAGCAUCGCUGAAAGUUCAUAACUUCCGUGUAGAAGCAGCUGUUCGUCGUGCCGCAUCAACCAUGGCUGGAAGAACGGUAACUCUUGACAACAUGAACCCUCACCUCAUAACCAUGGAGUAUGCUGUUCGCGGUCCCAUCGUUAUUCGAGCAGGGGAAAUUGAGAAGGACCUUAAAGCGGGCAAAAAGUUCAACUUCACUGAAGUGAUUCGAGCCAACAUAGGCGAUUGCCAUGCAAUGGGUCAAGUGCCAUUGACCUUCUUUCGCCAGGUCAUAGCAGCAUGUGCAAAACCUGACUUGAUGAAAGGGGACUUGAUUCCUGCUGAUGUAAAAUCAAGAGCUCAAAGUAUUCUGGAGGGCUGCGGAGGAAAAAGCGUAGGUGCCUACAGUGAUAGUGCAGGUGUCGAAAUCAUUCGGAAACAUGUUGCUGAGUAUAUAAGUCAGCGAGAUGGUGUGAAUGCCAAGUAUGAGGAUGUGCUUCUGUCAACUGGUGCCAGCGAGUCUGUUCGGUCUGUGCUGAACUUGCUUAAUGUGCAUAAGGACGGAAAGCCAUCUGGAGUGAUGAUUCCAAUCCCCCAGUAUCCUCUCUACUCUGCAACCCUUGCAGAGUAUGGUGUAUAUCAGAUAAACUAUUAUUUGGAUGAAGAAAACGACUGGGCAUUGAGCAUCAAAGAACUUGAAAGAUCUCUCAAUGAAGCUAAAAAAGUUUGCAAUCCCCGUGGUCUCGUUGUAAUUAAUCCUGGAAACCCUACCGGAGCAGUCCUGACGGAGCAGAAUAUCAAAGAAGUUGUUGAGUUUGCUUAUAAGCACAAGCUUUUCCUUAUGGCUGAUGAGGUGUAUCAGCACAACAUCUAUGCUGAAGGGGCUGCAUUCCACAGUUUUCGCAAGAUAAUGCACAACAUGGGUCCCCCUUACUCUGACAUGGAACUUGCUUCAUUUAUGUCUGCUUCAAAAGGCUACAUGGGAGAGUGUGGAUUGCGUGGUGGAUAUGUAGAGGUGAUAAAUCUUGAUCCAGCUGUAAAGCGUGUCCUGUUGAAGUCAGUUUCUGCCAAAUUGUGUUCCUCUGUUUUAGGCCAGUGUGCCAUGGACUGUGUUGUCAACCCUCCGAAACCUGGUGAACCAUCAUAUGACUUGUUCAUCAAGGAGAAAACAGCAGUCCUGGACUCUUUGAAAAAGAGAGCACAGCUUGUUGCUGACACAUUCAACUCAUUUGAAGGGUUUCGCUGCAACAGAGUAGCUGGAGCCAUGUAUGCAUUUCCAAAGUUCACACUACCCCAAAAAGCCAUUGAGGAGGCAAAGGCAGCUGGCCAGGCACCAGACUUCUUUUAUGUAAUGCAGCUGCUUGAGAACACUGGUGUGUGCGUUGUCCCUGGAAGUGGCUUUGGACAGGUGCCCGGCACAUAUCAUUUUAGGACCACUAUAUUGCCCCCAUUGGAGAAGCUCCAGCUGAUGCUGUCACAUUUCAAGGACUUCCACCACAAGUUCAUGAACAAGUACAAAUGAGUGCUGUAUUCACAAAUGAGACAUUUCCAUAGUCCUUGCGCUGUAUCCAUUGGGGCUGCCAAAAAUUACCUAUACCACGUGCUUUCGCUCAGACUGUGAGACUAGCUAGAACACCGUGCAUCAUUUUCAAUGUUUAGAUGUCUGACCAUUAAUGGAUGAUAGUGGUAUGUGUAAGUACUCUGUAUGUGGGUAUGACAUCAUUAAUUUCUACGUUUGUCAUCAGUUUUAAGUGCUGUUAUACUAGGUAUAAGGUGCCGAGAAUUUUUAUUUUUACUGCUUUUCGGAUGCUCCUUUUGUUGUUCUGCUACAAUAUUAAGACACAGCGUAUGAUAUUCAUGCAUUGUUGACCUCAAUAUUAUUGCUGCCUAUUUUUUAUGCAUGGAGAGUAGUAAUUUGUAGGUUUGCCUUUACAGCUAUGAACAUUCUUAAAGGUGCAGCGAUAUAUUACGAUGUUUCCUGUUGGAAAUAGUGCCAUACACACGUUUCCCUUGAAGGGAAGUAUGUAAACCGGUCUAGUUUUCAACUUUUUAUUAUUGCGAAAGCGUUUGAGUUAUGUUGUCAGUGUAAAUUAGCACUGUGAUGACUUCAGAGCUGAUUUUAAGUAGCAAUAAACAUACAACUCCUAGUUAA